Papilio polytes (common Mormon) is the source of this 993-nucleotide messenger RNA. RefSeq lists its product as uncharacterized. The record is from RefSeq and is a predicted model, not a curated record. The transcript has 5 exons. NCBI's taxonomy places the organism in Eukaryota, Metazoa, Arthropoda, Insecta, Lepidoptera, Papilionidae.
AUCGAAUCAGUUGUGUAGAAUAAAAACGCAACAUCGUACAUUACUAGCUCAGUACAUCAGUGAACUUCACGACGUAACGACAAGAUGGCCGGACGUCCCUAUUAUGGUUACGGCGGACCCCCUCCCCCGCACGGUUACCCGCCAGGCUACCCACCAGGCGCCCCAGGCCAUCCUCCCCCAAUGUACCCUCCACCGGGCGUCAUCUACUACCCGUACCACCCUGCAUACUUUUACCCUUACCCUCCUCCUCCCGGUCCCGUCGAUGUGGUAGAAAACGCUGAGCCAGAAGAAAUAGUGCCAGAAUUACCGGGAGAGACUGUUGAAUUGCCUUGGAGUACAUACCGUUGGGUCCCCGCAUGCCUCAGCCAGCGCAGCAUCCCGCCCGGCGCGCUGAGGGUUGGCACGGACGCCGAUGGGGAUGAGAUCUACGCAGGCCGCGCGCCACACGAAGGCGACAUUUNNNAUACAAAGGUUAGAGGUAACUGUUUAUAAACGUUUGUUCUCCCUCAGGUGCUGGUGCCAGCGAUGUUCUCAUGGCAGUUCUCGACGAACGGCGCGACGCCUCCGGGCGCGGUGGAAGCUGGCGUCACCGCUGAAGGAGAGAAGUUAUACUUCGGCAGAGUCACGCACGACGGCUGCACCACUCCUGGAAAGAUUCAUCCAAGCCAUGGCGUUUGUUACUAUCCUUUCGAUGGCGAAGAGAGAAGCAGCGCGGAGUACGAGUGCCUGGUCCUCAUGUAGACCUCAUAGAUCUCUCAUACACCUCGUGAAGACCACGUCGUGUACCUCAUGAAGACAAUAAAGAACUAAACGUGGUCAUUUAAUUUAGAACCUAGCUGCAAGGUGCUAUAACGUAAUAUAGAAGAAUAAUUUAUUUUAGACUUCUUUUAAAAACCAAACAUUACAUCAUAUUACUAAAGCAGUGUUUACGAAUUUUCUUAUAAUUAGAAAAAAAGAUUCAAAUUAAAUUAAUAUAUUAAUUUUUACUUUAAA